UCUUCCACUGCCACCACCAGCAUUCAUUCCAAAUGCAGCAUGCAUGGGGCUGACAGACUGUCUCCCCAGCAUUCUCCAGCAAGUUAGUUGCCGCUGGAUGGUUAUUCUGCUUCUCUUCUCCUUUGCAGUUCGCGUAAGGUGAAAAAAACUCCGCCCAGAGACCCUUCCCGGGUAAGUUUGAGAAAUCCAGGGAGGCAAGAUCAUUAAAGCUCUGUCAACUCAGCUCCUGAUGAAGGUGCUAAGCGGUUGCAAUGCACCCAAAACUCUAAAUGUAAAAGAUAUGGAGGCUUUAACUGCACACCCAUCAGAGGAAGAGCUCAAAAAACGUCACUUCUUCAUGACAUGUGAUAAUGAAGAUGAACCAUGUCAGCUGAUUGAUCGUCACAGGAAAAGAAAGAAUGUAGUAUCUUUGCCAUUUAUGUUCAGACGAUCUACCCAUGAGUCAGAAACUCAGGGGCAUCUAGAAUCUGAGUUGAAGUCACCUUUGUUUGAUCACCCUCUGUCACUUGUUUACGGUGUUGAAGAUACACUGCCCAAAUCUAUACAGGAUAUCCUUACAAUACUCUUCCGGAAAGGACCAUCCACUGAAGGGAUAUUCCGGAAAGCUGCCAAUGAGAAGGCACGCAAGGAGCUGAGAGAAGAAUUAAAUGCCGGAGACAACGUUGCCUUAGAAAAAAAAUCUGUAUAUCUGUUAGCUGUGGUUUUUAAGGAUUUCCUCCGAAACAUUCCCCACAAACUGUUGCUGGCCGAGCUUUACGAUGAGUGGAUGACAGCACUGGAAAAAAUGAAUCCUCAAGAGAGAACUGAAGCCAUGAAAGAGGUUGCAAGCAAACUGCCAAAGCCCAACCUUCAUUUGCUCAAGCACUUACUUUCUCUUCUUCACCACAUUAGCAAAAAUUCAAAAGUCAACAAAAUGGAUUCUAGCAACCUUGCCAUCUGUUUUGGACCAACCAUGUUGAGUCCAAAUUGGGACAAAAGUCUGCCACUUGAAAUUCAGAAAGAGCUGGCUGAUAAGGUGAAGUCAUUGGUGGAAUUCCUCAUUAUUAAUUGUUCAGAUAUAUUUGGAGAAGAAAUCUACUCACUGUUCUGUAUGAAUACUGAUAAUUCCCUGGAUGUGUCAGAAACACUGUCAUCAAACCAGCACCGUGAUUCUGCCUAUGACAGCACAGACCUUGAAGGGGAGUGCAGUUCCAGUGACCUCCAGUCCAAGAGCUUAUCACACACUAGCAGGCCAAGCAGUACAGAACUGUACCCCAAACAGCCCCUAACCCAGAUCCCUUCUGCCUUGUCACUGACUCGUUUUAAAAAAACAAUGAAGAAACUUGAGAGGAGGUUCUCAGAACCAGACUUGUGGUCUUCCAAGGGCUGCCAGGAAGGCCGUGUGAGACUUCCAAAGCUUUCUAAAAGCGAGGAGAAUUUUAUUCUGCAGAAGGAAUCGGGACUGAAGUGUAGAGGGCUGAGAAUGAGAACGCAGGCAGUGGAAGAAUCCCGUCUUCCAGGUCUCUACAGGAACAAAAAGCCAUCAGAUCUGACCGUAAAAGCCAACUUGCCAUCAGAGUUGUCAAGUGAUUCCUUACUCAGCACAUCUUCUUCCAGUUCACUAGACAGUGCUUCCUCUGUCUCGGACUCUUCUGUCUUCACCAGCUCACCACUCUCAUCACCUUCCAUCUUCAGGAACCGUGUCUUAACUCGACCACGGUCCUUCUCUACCAAGAUUUCAAACGGAAGUGACAGAGCUGUCCCAGAGCUCAAGAAGCACUCCAUGUCAUUUUCUGUGGCAACCCGCAAGAAGACGCUGGCAAAAACUGAAACUUAUGGCAUGGGAGGCUUUCAAAAGGGCAGUUUCAAAAAGGGCCCAAGGAAAGAAAGGCCUCUUUCCUGUCAAAUUGUGCAAGCAACUCAUGUGGUUACUCUCAGUCCAGAACCCCCAGGAUAUCAACUGAGAUCCCGUUUCAUGUCAGCAGAUGAAGUGUUUCAACUUGUGGAUCAAAAGAAACCUAGAAGGCCUCCUUCUUACGAAGAGGCAACCAAACACUUUUCUGCUGUUAGACUUCCAUCACACAAUAAUUUAAGAGCUCAUUCUCUGAGGUUCACCAAGGUGCCUCAAGAUUCUGAAUCUCAAUGUCUGAGGCUCAAGAAAGAGGUCACAAACAAAGCAAAUGAGGAUCUUUUUAAUGACAGACGCUCUUUGAUCACUGACUCCCAGGACAAUAUACCAGUUGUUGAUUUUGUUAUUGGAAUACAUUCACGGGCAAAGUUGCCUCUGACUCCUCAAGUCUACCGUCUCAGGACCAUGUCUGGGUCAUAUCAAAAGAACAAGCAAGAAUACUUGACGCGACAGAGCAGUCAGAUAAUUUUUGAGCACUUACAAUGUGCAAAAGAAUCCUAUGUUUAAGUUCAGUGAAAAUGUAUACAUUUUAUACAAGGCAUGAAAGCAAGACUUUUGCCAAAUAUUAUUGCCUAAGCUCAUAUAAAUCCAACUUUCCAUAAAAUUGUAUUUUGUUUAGUA
Molecule: messenger RNA, 2509 nt
Organism: Candoia aspera
Lineage: Eukaryota; Metazoa; Chordata; Lepidosauria; Squamata; Candoiidae
Gene: TAGAP
Product: T cell activation RhoGTPase activating protein
Exons: 10
Coding region: 230-2395 (721 amino acids)
Biological process (GO): regulation of Rho protein signal transduction; signal transduction
Molecular function (GO): GTPase activator activity
Source: RefSeq, a predicted model, not a curated record